This is a messenger RNA of Fonticula alba, 2341 nucleotides long. RefSeq lists its product as hypothetical. Gene Ontology annotation, molecular function: ATP binding; ATP hydrolysis activity; ABC-type transporter activity. Gene Ontology annotation, cellular component: membrane. The record is from RefSeq and is a predicted model, not a curated record. The coding region runs from base 66 to 2318 and encodes 750 amino acids. The transcript is spliced from 6 exons. NCBI's taxonomy places the organism in Eukaryota, Rotosphaerida, Fonticulaceae.
CCCCCCCCCAACCUGCUUCCGCCUCGUAACUCGCUCCCUGCCCCUUUCCCGCGCGCGCUGAAGCCAUGAGCGAGAACACCUUCCCCGAUGAGGGGAUCACCCAGACCACGACCCCGCCGUCGUCCUCGCCGCAGCUGUCGGCCGAUUCGCCGGACAUGUCCUCUGCCGAGUCCGAGUCCCUGCCGGAUCUCUCCAAGCCCGAGACCCCCGUCAAGCCGGAGAAGCUGACCCUGUCGACGUCGCACCUCUCGCCCGGUGGCCCGCGGCGCGGGUCGCACCCGAACGCCAGUCCCGCACGCCGGGCCUCGGCCGCCGGUCCCAGCCCAGGCCCCAUGGACAUCGAGAUGGGAAACCGCCUGUCAAGCAAGCGCCCCUCCAUUGUUUCCCACACGUCGGUCAAUUCCAGCAACUCGGGGAUCUCAUCGGCCCCGAGCCGCCGGUCCAGCAUCCUGGUCCCCCUGUCGAGCAUGAUGGACAUGGAUGAUAGCUACUCCCAGCCCAUUCAGUCCGUGAACCUCACCUGGUCCGGGAUCGUUCAUCGUGUGAAUGUCCGCACCGGGCCCAUCUUCCGCAAGAAGACCGUCGAGAAGACCAUCCUCGACGAUGUGUCCGGGCAGGCUCUCCCCGGGCGGCUGCUGGCCAUCAUGGGUCCCUCGGGUGGUGGCAAGACGUCCCUGUUGGAUUCCAUCAGUGGGCGCCUGCGCACCCGGGCCGGCACGGUUCUUGUCAAUGGCAAGCCCAUCCCCCGGCACUUCCGCAGUGUCUCGAGUUACGUGAUGCAGGACGACCUGCUGGUGGAGACCCUGACGCCGCGCGAGCUGCUCACCUUCGCGGCGCGCCUGCGCCUGUCGCCGAAGCUCACGGCCAGGGACAUCGCCGAGCAUGUCAACAACCUGCUCAAUCGACUGAGCCUCACGCGGUCGGCGGACACGCGCGUCGGCAAGCCCGAGGGCAAGCAGCGUGGCCUGUCGGGCGGUGAGCGCAAGCGCACGGCCAUCGCCUACGAGAUGAUCACCAACCCGUCGCUUCUCUUCCUGGACGAGCCGACCACCGGCCUGGACGCGUUCAUGGCCCUGCAGCUGAUCGAGCUGCUGAAGGCCCUGGCGGCCGAGGGCCGGACCAUUGUCACCACCAUCCACCAGCCGAGCUCCGACAUUUUUGGCCUUUUCGAUGAUUUGCUGUUGCUCUCCGGCGGCAAGGUCGCCUAUCUUGAUGAGGGCCACUUUGCUGUUCAGUACUUCGCCGACCUGGGCUAUGUGUGCCCGAACUUCAGCAACCCCUCGGACUUCUUCAUGAAGAUUCUUCACUCGCAGUCCGAGAGCGAUGCCUUCCGCGUGCGCUCCAUCACCGACAGCUACCUUAAGCAGAGCCAGACGCGCGAGGCCCUCCGGUCGCCGGUGGACGUUCCCCAGCUCAAGAUCUCCCAGCCUCAGCGGGCCUCGCCCAUGAUGGAGUUUAUCACGCUCUUCAAGCGCAGCACCCUCAUGUACCAGCGGAACCCGGUGACCCUGGGGGCGCGUCUGGGGCAGACCAUUUCCACGGCCCUCAUGUGUGGUCUCUUCUUCUACAAGUUGGACCUGACCCAGGCCGGCGCAUCUGGCCGCAGUGGGUCUCUCUUCUUCUUGACCUCCUCGCUGGUCAUGUCCUCCUGCAUGACCUACGUCCUGACCUUCCCCAUGGAGACGCGUUAUCUGAUGCGCGACAAGCUCAGUGAGAUGUACUCCACCAGCGCCUACUACUGGGCCAAGUUCUUCAGCGAGCUCCCCUGGACCAUGAUGUUCCCGGUGAUUUUCGCCCUGAUUGCCUACUUCAUGGUUAAUCUCCACCUGACUGUGGAGAAGUUCUUCAUUCAUCUGCUGGGCCUUUGGCUGGUGACCAGCUUGUCGACGUCGAUGGGUAUUGCGAUUGGCUCGAUGUUCGAGCAUGCCGAGGUGGCUGUGACCGUGGCCCCGACGAGUAUUGUCCCGCUGAUGGUGUUUGGUGGCUUCUUCGCGCAAGCCGACCGGAUGCUGGUCUGGCUCAACUGGAUCCAGUAUAUCUCCCCGCACAAGUGGACCUUCCAGGCGCUGAUGAUUAAUGAGUUCCGUGGCCGGCUCCUCACCUGCGCGCCAAAUGAGUUUAUCCAGACGCCCUCUGGCCCGGUGUGUCCGAUCACCACCGGCGAGCAGUUCAUCGAGUCCUUCGGCAUGAAGCCCACCACCCGGGUCAUGUGGAAGUCCCUCUGGAUGUUGGCCAUCCUGUUCAUCUCCCUCCGCCUGAUUGCCUGGUUCUUCCUGGUCCUGCGUACUCGUCGUCUGACCCGGACCCGGACGCAGUAAGCGGCAGUCUGUCCCCCCCCCCC